AUGAAUGAUGGUUUUGAAGAAUUUAAGAGGGAUAUUGAACGUUACAGGGAGGAACUUGCUGAAAUGAAGGCUGAAGCUGCGGAAUGCCGCGCGGCGAACGAAGAGCUGAGGGAGGAGCUUAAACAGGCAAGGAAGGAGAUAAUAGGGUUGAAACAAUAUAGUAGAAGCAUGAACCUUGAAAUUCAAGGACUUCCGGUUGCAGCUAAUGAGGACCUAGGCAAGGCUGUUGCGGACAUUGCAAAAUGUCUGGGCACAAGUGUUACUGACGGUGACAUUGAUGUAGUUCAUCGUGUGCCUUCGAAAGAUAAGAAGAAACCUAAUGUUGUGUUAAAGUUCGUCUCAAGAACUGCUCGUGAAAAGUUGCUGUCAGCUGCUCGGAAGAAAACUCUCAAAGCGGAUAGACUGGGAUUUGACACAAGUGACCUCGUGUACAUAAAUGAGCAUUUGUGUGUCGAGAACAAGAUGCUGCUGGGUAAGGCUCGAAAGCUCAAAAAGGAGAAAAAUUGGAAAUACGUGUGGGUAUCGCAAGGAAAGAUUUUAAUGCGCAAAAGUGAGAACUCUUCAAUCCUGCAUGUUACCUGUGAGGAUGACCUCGCGAAGGUCGCUUAA
Dermacentor andersoni is the source of this 609-nucleotide messenger RNA. The record is from RefSeq and is a predicted model, not a curated record. Lineage: Eukaryota; Metazoa; Arthropoda; Arachnida; Ixodida; Ixodidae.